Messenger RNA from Pseudocercospora fijiensis CIRAD86, 2142 nucleotides. RefSeq lists its product as uncharacterized. Lineage: Eukaryota; Fungi; Ascomycota; Dothideomycetes; Mycosphaerellales; Mycosphaerellaceae. The record is from RefSeq and is a predicted model, not a curated record. The coding region runs from base 1 to 2142 and encodes 713 amino acids. The transcript is spliced from 19 exons.
AUGGUCAUCUCGCCGAGCAACAAGCAGAAUCGAAGACUCAGUAUGCCACUGAUAUGUCCCAUGCGAUUGCAACUCGAACUGCUGAAGAAGCCUCAAGAUGAUACUAUCUUCGCGUAUGCUGGCGUCAUGGCCAGACGCCUUAGAAAGAAAGCUCGGGAAAUAUUAGAUCCCUGUGACGCUGGCAACGCGACACUGCCACCAGCUAAGAAGAGGAAGACUGCCAGUGAGCAACCCAUGAUGAACAGACAGAUGGGUGUCAGCGAGAAGAGAAAGGCGUCAGCCGGGACCUCAGCGGAAGACCAGGUGAAUCUACCCAACCAGCAGGCGCUUGUGAUGAACAGAGGCACUGAGAACAUUGUCGAAAUCAUACUCAAUUGUGGCAUGAUCAGGAAACUUGAAGAGUUAGAGACUGGCGCCCAUGAAGAAGCUUGGCAGAACCUAGUCGUUAUUUGCUUGAAGCGCUUUGAAUCUACUUGGAGAAGAGUCAAGCACGAACACGUUGAGGCAGUGAAGAGAGAGCUUUCUUCGUCGAUAGAGAGCCCGUGGUACCUGACCAGAGAGGGCAAACAUCACUUCCACAUUCGAGACCACUCCUGGAUAAAUCUUGCUCAAUCUCAUAGCAGCUCCGGAUUCGACCAGUGCUUUGCACAAGCCACGCAGAUGAUGUUGCAAAUGGCAUCUGCGAGAACCGGCUGCAUAGAUGAGAACGGUGCUGCUGCUGCUGGUGAUAGUUCAGCGGAUGAAAGGGAAGAGGAGGAAGUGGCUCGUAAGCAGCUCUGCAUUACAUUCCUGGAGCACAUGCUUGAAUGUGAUCACUUUGAAGGCAUGCUCGGCAGGCUCCUCACAGGGGCGCGCGCGAAGCUACCACUUGAUACGAUCCUGAUGCUGGCAAUACAAUUCGCCUGGGGCAUGCCGCAAGAUGAAUGUCUUUCGUGCGAUGAUUCGGCAGGCGUGCGGUCUCAACUUAGACAGACCCAGAUCUUGAGUGUAGCUGAAUUGGCAGCUGGGGUUGUAUGGAAAGUCAGGCUGAGUUGGAUGCUUGUCUCUCGCGCGUAUCCACUCGGCCGUUGGCAACGUGUCUCGUCCAAGCGUUGGAACUCUGCUUGGCGUCAAAUCGAAGCUGGCUUUUCGACUUCUCCCGCUCAUCCACCAACGCAACUUCAUGCCAAGCAGACCUUUUCCAUUGCGCACUUACUUCAGCAUCUUCACCACCUCCACCCAGGGUGGAAGUUGGAUGUUCCGCUAUUCUUCACCAGCACAUCUCUCCUCCUCGCAUCUGGUCCUGUCGCGUCCGCGCAUCUCGCGUGUCUUCAUCGCGCUCCUGACGCGAACGGAGGCUUCUCGACGUCGCCAUCGAUGACACAGGCCCUUACGAGCUCCAGGCUCAAAGAUUCUGGAAACAACAUCCGGUGUAAUCCACCGCCGACCUCUUUCUCGCGACGCAAAGACGCAGCAGAUCACCCUGGCAAUUCCUCCGGUGAAGCAACUUUCACAAUGAAUGUUUCGGAUCCGCUCUUUGUCCUGCGCAAGGCCUGCGAUGAAUUGGAUCGGUUGGGUGUCACCCAUGAAAUGAUCGAAUUGAGCGACAAGAAGACCACCACCCACAAGAAGAUCAAAUCGGAGCAUGAAGAGUAUGAUGACGAUGACGGCUACCCGACCCCACGCCACUCACCUUCGCCAUGCUCCGAUGAAGAAGCUGCCGAGAAGAAGGGCGCCCCAGGUCGCAAGGUAAGAAUCCUCGCUAAGUUUGGCAGCAAGCAUCAACUCUCGAGCGGAAGGAGGGCGUAUAGCAUACGUCUCUCCCUCAACGUGAGAGAAGCUCUGAUGCUUCUUACUCUGAUCCGGGGUCGUCCCCGCGUACAGAGCAAGGCGCUGGCCGAGGUUCAAGGUAUUCCAUGGAGAGGCAAGCGACCAGCGGUGAUUGCAUAUACCGAGAAGAACGAUGACUUCAUAUUGGAGGUCAUGAACAGGCACGCGAUGUCUUCAGGCGGUCAAAUGAUCCCUCUAGGAACGUUGACUGCGCUGUACAACGAGAAAUUCCCCAACGAAGAGGGUCGUAGUGCCAGAGGGCUUGACAGCCACAUUCGUCGCACCACACGCUUGAAGGAGGCAAAGCAGAACCUUUGCGGCCGCGAAGAAUAG